Messenger RNA from Peromyscus leucopus (white-footed mouse), 4113 nucleotides. RefSeq names its product N-acetyllactosaminide beta-1,6-N-acetylglucosaminyl-transferase-like. Lineage: Eukaryota; Metazoa; Chordata; Mammalia; Rodentia; Cricetidae. Gene Ontology annotation, biological process: transforming growth factor beta receptor signaling pathway. The transcript is spliced from 3 exons. The record is from RefSeq and is a predicted model, not a curated record. Gene Ontology annotation, molecular function: acetylglucosaminyltransferase activity. Bases 2016 to 3296 code for a protein of 426 amino acids. Gene Ontology annotation, cellular component: membrane.
UUUUAAUCCAGGAAUUUGGUCCAAGAGCAGGCACAAAAGGAACUAUAGCUAUAUUUUUGAAUAUGUGAACAGCAUCGUCAGCAUGGUACCGGAUUAAGUUCAUUUAUGGUAAUUCUUAUUUUAGUCGGUAUCUGUACUUCUUAAUACAGUAAUGUCAUUAAUGUUUAUUCCCUCAGUCUGUGUAAAUCUGAACCUCUGUGUUAUUGGCCAGUUGGAAAGGGUAAUGUAAACAGAUUCGGUUACCCUAAUUAAGUUAUGUAUCUGUAUACCGAGGGCUUUGUCAGGCUGCAACAAUUUCAGUAUUCAUUCUAAGCCACAAGGCUUUGCCAAAAUGAAAUUACCGAUGCCAAAAUUACCCUCUGUUGUUUAGACACAGCAGAUGUAAUAACCUAAUAUUUAACAGUGUUAUUUUUGGAAAAGGGAUGAGGCCAGAGAGUGAACUGUCCUUUGCACCUCACCGAAGAAGACCCGGGACAGGAAGGGAGCUGCUUGAUGAAAUGGCUGCAUUUUCUUUCACUGCUGAACUAAAGACCCAGGGGAGGGCUCCUCAGAACAUUUGCUUGAGGCAGGUGCAGAAAGAGUUCAGUAAGGGGGAAAGAAAAAUAAUCCGUAAGCAGAAAAACAAAACAUGUAAAUAGUAAAAGCGGGAAGAGUGAAACUCCAGCUGAGGACUCGCCAUUGGGCUGGAGUCUGGGUGCUUUGAGUCUCAAGUUCCUACUUGUAGGAAGGUGUUCCAGUCUAUCCGCAGAGACCUUCCAGAGGGAGAACGAGCCCUGAAGAGCACCCUCUCUUCACAGGCCAGAACAAAAGCUCAUUUUCCACUGGGAGUCAAUAAAAACUCUACCUUGUGAAAUACAGACAAAUGGAAAGGAAAAUGGAAAGGCAAUCAGCAGCCCAGAGGAUGCUUAAGAUUGCACAUAAAGUAGGUCAUGGAAAGCUGGGUGUGGGUGAAAGCCAACACUUGGGAAGUAGAGUCAGGACCAUCAGGAGUUCAGAGCUAGCCUCUGCUACAUAGUGAGUUCCAGGACAACCUGGAUUGCCGGAGACCCUGUUUUCACUUUGUUUUUUAAUGUAAAGUCAUGGGGAAAAAAUGGAAGAAUAGAUAGAGAUGGUUUAACUCUUAACCCUGUUUAGAUGCAGAUCCGAAGGUCGUUUCUGACCAGGAUUCAAGCUCCUUUCUGCGAAGCCUUCAGGUCUCAUCCAAAUUAGAGGGUAUAGCUCACUACCUGCUCAUUAGACCCCAACAUUCUGUAACACCAGAGCAGAUGCCUGAGUAAGAGGAGAGGGGUUCAUGUCAAAGUCACUCCCCCCACCUCUGCCGUGUCAGAUCCCCUAGGACCGGAACUCCUCCCCCUGGGAGCUCUUGUUUUGGAAACUGGUGGGGUGGGGCCAGAAAACAUUACAAUGGAGCUGGGAUGGAGGAGGUGUGCUUUUAUUUCAGAGUGUGUCAUUUGAGCGGAGUCUCCUGAAACUGCAGCUAACAGAACGGAGGCUGUGUUAGAUCCCCUGGGUUGUUAAGCUGGCGCACCCUGGAGAGUAGGCGACAGAGCAGGCGAGAGAGGCAGUAGAGGAGGGCAGGAAGCCGUACGCCUAGCCGGCUCAUCCCUUCAACUUUGGCUUUUGCUGUGGUGAUUGUAACAGGAGGAGGAAGAGCUAGGAGAAACCCCUGAGGGAAAAGAACGUAAGGAGGGGUGAGAAACUCAACUGGAAAAGAAGUACCAGCGGGAGUGAAAGCAGCCCGCAGAUGCAAACGCGGAGGCCAAAGGAAGAGGAGGAAAAGGCUGGGCUCCGGCAACCUGCUGCUGGGAUUUAGACAAAGGAGGUUUUUAGAGAGGCGGGAUCAGAUUCUAAUAUCGGCUUGAGGAGAGAGCCCGCAGCUGGGCUGGGGAAGAUGAAACGGCCGGAAUUCGCAGUGACUGGAGCAUGUACCACAGCCAGAGCUCCCGGGAAUUAGUAAGUCUGGGAAGGGAUUUGCAGAGCUUGAUGGGCGCUGACAUCUCCCCCCUCUGUAAGGCAUGCCUCCGUCCAUGCGUUACCUCUUCAUAGUCUCUGUGACCACUGUCAUCGUUUUUAUUGUGCUCUACCUGUUAAGUUUUGGGGGAGAUCAAAGCUACCAGAAGCUGAACAUCUCAGACUCUGUGAUGCUGACGCAGGUGUGCACAUCCUUCAUCAACGGGAAAACCCCUUUCCUGUGGAGAAACAAACUGAUGAUCCAUGAGAAGCCUUCUUGCACAGAAUAUGUGACCCAAAGCCACUAUAUCACAGCCCCUUUAUCUCAGGAAGAGGUCGAAUUUCCUUUGGCAUAUGUCAUGGUCAUCCAUCAUAAUUUUGACACCUUUGCAAGGCUCUUCAGGGCUAUCUUCAUGCCUCAAAAUGUCUACUGUGUUCAUGUGGACGAAAAGGCAACAGCUGAAUUCAAAGGUGCAGUGGAACAGUUAGUGAGCUGUUUCCCCAACGCCUUCCUGGCCUCUAAGAUGGAACCCGUGGUCUAUGGUGGGAUCUCCCGGCUCCAGGCUGACCUGAACUGCAUCAAAGAUCUGUCCACCUCUGAGGUCCCCUGGAAAUACGCCAUCAACACCUGUGGGCAGGACUUCCCCCUGAAAACCAACAAGGAAAUAGUUCAGUACCUGAAAGGGCUUAAGGGGAAGAAUCUCACUCCAGGGGUGCUGCCCCCAGCUCACGCAAUUGGAAGGACCAAGUACGUGCACCGGGAACACCUGAGCAAAGAGCUUUCCUAUGUCAUCAGAACCACCACACUGAAGCCUCCACCUCCCCACAACCUCACCAUUUACUUUGGCUCUGCCUAUGUCGCUCUGUCGAGAGAGUUUGCCAACUUUGUUCUGCAUGACCCCCGGGCAGUUGACUUGCUCCAUUGGUCCAAAGACACUUUCAGUCCCGAUGAGCACUUCUGGGUGACGCUCAAUAGGAUUCCAGAAGACACAGUGCCCAGAACAUGGUACACAGCACCUGGAGUAAUACGGGUGGGGGACAGUGCUUGGAGCCUGGGAGUCACACUGCCUGUUAGCUUCAUUGACAGUGCUCCAUUUUCUGCAGGAGCUGAAGGAGAGCAAUCAGCUGAGCGACUCCCUGUGGAGGAGGAGAUAAACACACGCUCUCCCUACGCAGAUGCCUGGGACUGGGACCUCGCACUGCCUCUCACCCUCACUGACGGAGAUUUGGCUCUGUCUGGGAUGCAGACUUCUAAGUCAGAGAGUACCAAGUCAGAGUCCUGGGUCUUCCAGCCCCAGCCAUACCAUCUGCCAUUUGUAAAGUCUGGCCUCAGAGAGCAGAUUUAGUCCAUGUGCUAAAAGCAUACGCCCUGUGGCUCAAAGUUUGAAUCUGGAUUCUGCUAUGUACAAGCUGUAUGACCUUGGCUAGGUCACCCACUUUUGUAUCCCAUGUUCUCCACCUGUCAAAUACAUGAUGAGGCUUUAAUCAAUUAGACCAGUGCUUUGAAUAACAGCUGAUGUGUUAGUGUUUGUGGUAACUGUAGUUCAGUUGUGUAUCCCACACCUUGAAAUGUCUAGAUCCAGAAACGUUUCAGAUUUUAGAAAAUUUUAAAUCCUUGAACGAGCAUAAUGUAGUAUCUUAAAGAUGGGGCUCUAAGUCCAAACACGAAAUUCACCUAUAUUUUAUAUACAUAGCUUUAAGGUAAUUUCUUAUGAUGUUUUUAAUAAUUUUGUGCACAAAUUGCCAUGGUGGAAUUCUCUACAUGUGCUUCUAGUAUUUAGAGGGCUUUGGAUUUAAAAUUUUUGGAUUAGGGAUGCUUAAUGGAGAAUGUAGUUUCAUCUGUGAAGCGGUGAUUCAGUCAAUAGAUAUAUAUGGAGCUGGAUGCUGACCUAGCGUUUGGUCAUGAGUUUGACAAGUAAGGCCUCUGCCUUAUGGAGUGAAUAUUCUAGAAGGGGAAGGAAGAGAAUAAAAUGUUUGAAGCUAAGCAAGGGAAUUGGAGAUUAUGGUAAAUGUUAUGAUACAAAAAAGGGCAUUCUUCAGAUCAGGUAGGUUACAAAAUCUUCUUGGCAGGGAUGGCAUGCCAUCUGCAUCUCCAAAUGAUAACACACUCUUGGGAAGGAAGUCACAGGCAGAGGGAAUAGGGACUGCAUGAGAGAGCCCGAA